This is a messenger RNA of Rotaria socialis, 747 nucleotides long. Lineage: Eukaryota; Metazoa; Rotifera; Eurotatoria; Philodinida; Philodinidae. The record is from the annotation of a GenBank genome assembly.
AUGAAAAGUAUAUUACUGAUUUAUCCUUUGCUCUUUACCGCAGUUAAUUCUCAACUAUCGUGCGAUGAUGUAUCAUGCAUUGAUCGAGUUGGAUGGGGUGCACAAAAAUCAACUGCAAUAACAAAUUUAACGAGUCAAUCUCUGUCAUUUUAUGUUAUUCAUCAUUCUGCGAGUCCACCUUGUUAUGAUGAUGUCUCAUGUGUGAAGCAAGUCAAAGGAAUUCAACAUUAUCAUCAAAUUGAUCGAAGAUGGGCCGAUAUUGGUUAUAAUUUUUUAGUCGGUGAAAAUGGAAAAGUUUAUGAAGGUCGAGGAUGGAAUCGUGAAGCUGCUCAUUCGCUCGGAUGGAACAAUGGCUCAUACGGUAUUUGUAUUAUUGGUGACUUUACAACGGCAUCUCCAAAUGAAAAAGCAUUAAAUGCAAUUCGUUCAUUGAUGGAUUGUGGUAUGAAAAGUGGUCAUGUCAAAGAAAAUUAUUAUAUUAUUACUCAUCGGCAAUCGCAACGGCUCGGCUAUACAGACUGCCCUGGCAAUGGUAUGCUGGAUGUUGUAAGUAAAUGGCCUCGAUACUGUUCAUUUCAAAAUUCUGGAGCUUCUUUAGAGACGAAUCAAGCACCAAUAUCUCUUGCUCUUGAUUUUUGUGAAAAAGACUUUUCAUCUACUGCAUCUUCUUCGCUUGAAAUGAAAUAUUUUGUUAUGAGCUCAAGUAAAAAUCCAGAAAACGAAAUUCAAUUUAGUGGCUCAAGCUAA